UCCACGCUCGCAGCUACAGCAGCGGCAGAACCCAUCGGCUCCCGCUCCCGGCAGCCUCGACGAGCCCAGAACCCGACCCCUUUCCCGCCGCACGGAUCCAAAACCCUAGCUCGGCCUCCCCUCCCCUCCCCUCCCCUCCCCGUGAGGCGGCCGAGAUGCAGCAGCAGCAGCAGCAGCCGCCGCCCCAGUCGGGCGGCGGCGGGGAGUUCUACCGCGGCCCGCCGAUGCGGCAGCACCCGGCGGCGUCCUCCACCAACUUGCCUCCUGACUACGCCGCUCACCCUGGGCCCCCGCCACAGCAGCAUCAGCCGCCGUACGACGCUUAUGGGGACAAUUUUGGUGCUAAAAGGAUGCGGAAGCCUGUCCAGCGACGAACAGUGGACUACACAAGCAGUGUCGUCCGUUAUGUUCAAGCUCGCAUGUGGCAGCGGGAUGCAAGGGACAGAGUCACAUUGCAGCCAACUCCAGCUGCUGUCCUGGACAUGUUACCAUCUGUCGCAUAUCCAGACAAUCCCUCCACAAGUUUUGCUGCCAAAUUUGUACAUUCAUCGAUCAACAAGAACCGGUGCUCUAUUAAUCGUGUCUUGUGGACUCCUACAGGCCGUCGGCUUAUUACUGGAUCGCAUAGCGGUGAAUUCACCCUAUGGAAUGGACAAUCAUUUAACUUUGAAAUGAUUCUUCAGGCUCAUGACCAACCUGUGAGAUCAAUGGUUUGGAGUAACAAUGAAAAUUGGAUGGUUACGGGUGAUGAUGGUGGUGCAAUCAAGUAUUGGCAAAGUAACAUGAACAACGUCAAAGUGAAUAAAACAGCUCACAGAGAAUCAGUUCGUGACUUAAGUUUUUGUAGAACAGACUUGAAGUUCUGUUCCUGCUCCGAUGACAGAACUGUGAAAGUUUGGGACUUUGCGAGAUGCCAAGAAGAAAAAUCAUUAACUGGCCACGGUUGGGAUGUUAAAAGUGUCGAUUGGCAUCCUACAAAGUCUUUACUGGUUUCAGGUGGUAAAGACUAUCUUGUGAAACUCUGGGAUGCAAAAAGUGGUAGAGAGCUACGCUCAUUCCAUGGUCAUAAAAAUAUUGUGCAAUGUGUAAAGUGGAAUCAGAAUGGGAACUGGGUACUGACUGCCUCUAAGGAUCAGAUUAUUAAGCUGUAUGAUAUUAGAUCCAUGAAAGAACUUCAAUCCUUCCGCGGGCACACCAAGGACGUAACUGCGUUGGCAUGGCACCCAUUUCAUGAAGAAUACUUUGUUAGUGGGGGCUUUGAUGGAUCAAUCUUUCAUUGGUUGGUCGGCCAUGAAUCUCCUCAGAUAGAAAUAAAUAAUGCACACGACAGUAGUGUGUGGGAUCUUGCCUGGCAUCCUGUAGGCUAUCUACUUUGCAGCGGGGGCAAUGAUCAUGCUACAAAGUUCUGGUGUAGAAACAGGCCUGGUGAUCUUACCCGUGAUAGAUACAACAGUGGACAGGCUCAAGGUUAUGGUGAUCAACAUCCUGCUUUUAGUGCUCGUGCUAUGGGCGGAUUUCAGAUGCCUGAACCUCCAACAACACCUGGACCAUUUGCUGCUGGAUUGUUGCGAAAUGAAGCCACAAUUCCUGGCAUUGGGGUUCCAAUGCCCUUGGCAGGCCAAUGUCUUGAUGGAUCUGAUCAAGGAGAGCAGAGGCCAUCUAUUCCAGGUCUUCCACCUGGGCAACCUCCCCUGCCACCAGGUCCUCAUCCGUCUCUUCUAGCUGCUGGGCAGCAGCAACAAUAUCAACAGAUGCCUCGGCAGCAACAUCCCCAGUUUCCACAGCAAUUAACUUCUCGUCCGCCACCUCCAAACAUGCCCCAAUUGCAGCCACCAGCACACUUGCUUCCACAUCCACAAGGAUCUCGACCUCCACUUACCCAGCUUCAGUCAAUGGGCGGACCAUCAAUGCCAUCACCAGUGAACCCGCCGCUACCACCUAUGCCUCAUCCAACGGCAAUGCACGGUACACAGAACCAGAUGAUGUCUCAAAUGCCCCAGCACAUGAUUGGCCUAAAUCAGAUGCAUCCUGGUCCUGUUCCCCCUGGCAAUAUACCCCCAAUGAGUGGCUUCCCAAAUGGGAUGGGGAACAUCCAAGGCGCAUCAGGUUCGUCUGGCAUGCAAAAUUUUCCUAUGGGUGGCAUGUACAACCGGCCUCAGGGACAAAUGGCUCCACAAGGACAAAUGACAUCUAUUCCUGGUCUAAGCUUGUACCAGCAGGGAAUGGGCAAUGUUGCGGCGCCGCCACCCCCACAGCAUCAGCCGCCGCGUGGUUCAACACCACAGUAACCUCGAGCAAUAGUGCUGAUAGUGAGCCUAAAUUUCUGCGACAGUUGAAUUUGUAACGUGUAUCAACUCAGAGCAGCAUAAUUAUGCCUAGGCUCUCCGGCAAAUUCAAACGUAUCUUGCUCAAUGAUUUUUGCUAUCUCAUGCUGUGUGAUUUACAGCUGGGAAUCUGGGAUGUGUUCUGCUUAGUCAACGCAAGGUCAAUGUUGUGGCAAACAUAUUCGCCUAAUGUCUUGUUCUGUGUAGUGUUAUUUUUGUUGUAUUGUUACUUGUCUGCUGCUUAAUUCUGGACGGAACAUAGAGAAAAUCUGAAUAUGAGAAACAUGAGCUGUCAUUGUGUCUGGUA
Molecule: messenger RNA, 2631 nt
Organism: Phragmites australis (common reed)
Lineage: Eukaryota; Viridiplantae; Streptophyta; Magnoliopsida; Poales; Poaceae
Product: flowering time control protein FY-like
Exons: 18
Coding region: 156-2288 (710 amino acids)
Cellular component (GO): mRNA cleavage and polyadenylation specificity factor complex
Molecular function (GO): protein binding
Source: RefSeq, a predicted model, not a curated record